Molecule: messenger RNA, 2778 nt
Organism: Gymnodraco acuticeps
Lineage: Eukaryota; Metazoa; Chordata; Actinopteri; Perciformes; Bathydraconidae
Product: extracellular calcium-sensing receptor-like
Exons: 12
Coding region: 1-2778 (925 amino acids)
Biological process (GO): G protein-coupled receptor signaling pathway
Cellular component (GO): membrane
Molecular function (GO): G protein-coupled receptor activity
Source: RefSeq, a predicted model, not a curated record
AUGGGCUUUACAGAUGUUAUAAAAAGACAGACCAAGAUCGAUGUUGUGCAGAGAAGUAGGGGGAGUUUGUCAACUGCAUCCAUGUCUUGGUUCUCCUGGCUCUUCACUCUGAGGCUGUGCUCAGCCGCAUUGCUGCUCCUGGUGGGCAGUCAGCUGGGGCUCAGGCUGGGAUUACAGAUGGUUCAAACAGCGACUUGUACACAGUGGGGCACACCGAGCGAUCAGGGUCUGUUCAAGGAUGGAGAUGUAGUAAUUGGUGGGCUCUUUAGUCUUUUUUACAAUCCUGCAGCUAUAGACAACGGCUUCACCGAGCUGCCACACAACAAACCUUGCACUGGUUUGGAAUAUCUUCCAUUACAGUAUAUUUAUGCUAUGGUGUUUGCGCUGGAGGAAAUCAAUCAUAGUAACAGCUUGCUGCCAGGUGUGAAGCUGGGCUACCAUAUUCGUGAUAGCUGUGCCCUACCCUCCUGGGCCAUGCAGGCAGCACUGUCUCUGGUUGGAGGAGAUAGUGCUACCUGUGAUUUAGCAGCUCCGCCAGAGUAUUCUUCUGUGUAUGGAGAGGGGAUCGGAGAAAGAACAGGUGAUCAGCCUGUUCCUUUGAUCAUUGGUGGUUCUUCGUCUAUAACAGCCAUGAUACUCUCAAGAAUCCUGGCGCCACUCUCCAUACCUUUAAUGAGCUACACAGCCAGCUGCCCCUGUCUAAGUGACAGGCUCCAGUAUCCUAACUUCUUCAGGACAAUGCCCAGUGAUAUUUACCAAGCCCGGGCUAUUGCCCAAAUUGCAAUACGCCUAAAUUGGACCUGGAUUGGAGGAGUGAUAGCAAACAACGAUUAUGGCCAUGUGGCAAUAAAGAUAUUUCAGGAGGAGACGCAGGGGACAGGGGUGUGCCUGGCAUUCAUAGAGACUCUGCAAAGGGAAAACAUUGUGAUGGAUGCUAGACGAGCAGCCCUCACAAUUCAGGCCUCAACUGCAAAAGUGAUUCUGAUCUUUACCUGGUACACAGAUGUGAGGGAACUGUUUUUGCAACUCGCCAACAUAAAUGUGACUGAUAAACAGUUUCUGGCUAGUGAGGCUUGGAGCACCAGUGGUAAUCUGCUGCAAGAUCCUAUCACUUCUAAAGUGGCUAGUGGUGUUCUUGGUGUGGCAAUUCGAAGUUCAGCAAUACCUGGAUUUGAACAUUUUCUCAGAAGUUUGAAUCCCUCUUUACGACCUGAUGAUAAGUUCUUAUGGGAAUUCUGGGAAAUGGUGUUUGGUUGUAGUCCUGGGGCCUCACCACUCUCUACGAGUUCACCGUCUCCCACAGACCGGUUGUCUCAGAAAGCCUCACUUCCACCGUGCAGCGGCAGAGAGUCCCUGGAGGAAGUGCAGAAUCUCUUCACUGACACCUCUCAACUAAGAGUGACAUAUAAUGUUUAUCUUGCUGUUUAUGCUUCAGCCCACGCCCUCCACAGCCUUCUGUCCUGCCCUAACAGAGACAGCUCACCUGGAAACAUCAGCUCCACCUGCUCCUCUCCAAAACAGAUCAAACCCAUAGAGGUGUUGCACCACUUGAACAACUUGAAUUUUACCACACCACAGGGGGAAAUGUUUUAUUUUCAAGAGGGCAACACUCCAGCAAAGUACGACCUUGUUAACUGGCAGAACACCCCUGAGGGGUCACUCAAAGUAGUUUUGAUUGGACGUGUGGACGGGUUUGACAUCAACCUUGACCUGUCAGCUAUUCAGUGGAACACAGGAUCCAAUCAGGUGCCUGUUUCAGUGUGCAGUGAGAGCUGUUCCCCAGGUUUCCGAAAGGCCAACAGGAAGGGAGAACCUCUCUGCUGCUUUGACUGUAUCCCUUGUGCUGAAGGAGAGAUAAGCAAUCACACUGGUUCCCUUAUCUGUGAGCGUUGUCCAUCUGAGUUUUGGUCUAAUGCUAAACGAACUGCCUGCGUACCUCGCCAGCUGGACUUCCUUUCCUUUAAUGAAACAUUGGGCUUUAUCCUGGCCACAGUAGCUGUGUCUGGUGUUUCUGUGACAACAGCUGUGUUUGUAGUUUUUAUUUACUACCGUCAAACACCUAUGGUGCGAGCCAACAAUUCAGAACUGAGCUUCCUGCUUCUCCUGUCGCUGAAGCUCUGCUUCCUGUGCUCUCUGGUGUUCAUUGGUCGUCCAUCAGUGUGGACUUGUCGGUUCCAGCAGGCAGCAUUUGGGAUCAGCUUUGUACUUUGUGUCUCCUGCCUUAAAGUCAAGACCAUAGUAGUUCUUGCAGCUUUCCGCUCAGCUCGGCCUGGUGCUGGAUCCUUAAUGAAGUGGUUUGGCCCAGGCCAACAGAGAGGAAGUGUCUGCCUAUUUUCCUGUAUCCAGGUCAGAUUUGUUUUCAUCUGUAUUGUUUGGCUGUCCCUCAGCCCCCCUGUGCCUCAAGCUGACUUGACUAUUCCAGGGUUAAAGGUCACCCUUGAGUGUGCCAUGUCUUCAGUGGUGGGCUUCUCUCUGGUUUUGAGCUACAUUGGUCUGUUGGCUUGCACCUGCCUCCUCUUGGCCUUUCUUGCUCGGAAACUCCCUGACAACUUUAAUGAGGCCAAACUUAUCACCUUCAGCAUGCUGAUUUUCUGUGCGGUCUGGAUAGCUUUUGUCCCUGCGUACAUUAGCUCUCCCGGGAAAUACACUGUUGCUGUGGAGAUUUUUGCAAUCCUUGCAUCUAGUUUUGGCUUGCUGCUCUGCAUUUUUGCCCCCAAAUGUUUUGUCAUUCUUUUGAGGCCUGAGAAAAACACUAAAAAAUACCUGAUGGCUAGAUAA